Sceloporus undulatus (fence lizard) is the source of this 6112-nucleotide messenger RNA. RefSeq names its product coagulation factor XIII A chain (gene F13A1). The coding region runs from base 114 to 2321 and encodes 735 amino acids. NCBI's taxonomy places the organism in Eukaryota, Metazoa, Chordata, Lepidosauria, Squamata, Phrynosomatidae. The transcript has 15 exons. The record is from RefSeq and is a predicted model, not a curated record. Gene Ontology annotation, biological process: blood coagulation, fibrin clot formation; peptide cross-linking. Gene Ontology annotation, molecular function: protein-glutamine gamma-glutamyltransferase activity.
CAAUUGCUGAAGCAUCUCUUUUGCCAGUUUGCUGUAUUUGGGGAAACUGAGGAGAAAACAGAGGGAACUGCCUUUAUUAGCACAAGAGGAUAUCAGAGAGAUAGACAGCAGCAAUGACUGAACCAACAGCUGCAGAGAGAGAGAAGAAGAAAGUGGUUCUGAGUGGGCGAAGAGCACUCCCACCUAAUGUCUCCAAUGAAGAAGAAGAAGAGGUUCCUACCAUGGAGACGAUUGGUGCGGUGCCAAGGGGAUUUAAGCUGGAAGAUGUUCUGGAAGUCCAGGAAGUCCAUAUGUUCAAUCGUGAACAUGAAAUCAAUAAACGGCAGCACCAUACAGACAAAUACGACAACCUCAAGCUGAUUGUGCGCCGAGGCCAGUCGUUCCAUAUCCAGCUUUCAUUCAACCGCCCAUACAAUCCAGAAAAGGACCAAUUUUGGAUUGAAUAUCUUAUAGGGCGAUACCCACAGCAAAACAAAGGCACAUACAUCCAAGUCCCUUUGGUUCAAGAGCUGCAAAGUGGGCAGUGGGGUGCAAAGAUCACUCACAGUGGUGGGCACUCAGUAGCCCUAAAUAUCAUGCCAGCUGCAAACUGCGUCGUGGGAAAGUUCCGCAUGUACAUUGCAGUCUUGACUCCAAUUGGCAUUCUCAGGACGAGACGAAACCCAGCCACGGAUACCUACAUACUAUUCAACCCCUGGUGCACUGAGGACCCCGUGUUUCUGGAUGAUGAAAGAGAAAGACAAGAAUAUGUCCUGAAUGACCUUGGGGUUAUUUUCUAUGGAGACCCUGAAAAUAUAAGAUCCAGGAGCUGGAAUUAUGGUCAGUUUGAAGAGGGUGUUUUGGAUGCUUGCCUCUACCUGAUGGACAGAGCACAACUGGACCUCUCUGGCCGAGGGAAUCCACUGAAAAUCAGCCGUGUGGGCGCUGCAGUGAUUAAUUCCAAAGAUGACGAAGGUGUGAUCGUUGGGUCAUGGGACAAUAUUUAUGAUUAUGGAGUCGCACCAUCAGCUUGGACUGGCAGUGUAGACAUCCUGCUGGAAUACCAUAGUUCUAGAGAACCAGUGCGAUAUGGACAAUGCUGGGUCUUUGCUGGAGUGUUCAACACAUUUUUGAGAUGCCUUGGGAUUCCUGCAAGAGUUAUCACUAACUUUUCCUCAGCCCAUGACAAUGAUGCCAAUUUGCAGAUGGAUGUCUUUGUGGAUGAAAAUGGGAAGGUGGAUUCCAGACUCACAAAAGACUCAAUCUGGAAUUACCAUUGCUGGAAUGAAGCUUGGAUGUCCAGACCUGACCUUCCUGUUGGUUUUGGAGGCUGGCAAGCUGUAGAUAGCACUCCGCAAGAGAACAGUGAUGGCAUGUAUCGAUGCGGUCCAGCUUCUGUUAAAGCCAUUAAACACGGCCACGUCUGCUUCCAGUUUGAUACACCUUUUGUUUUUGCAGAGGUCAACAGUGAUGUUGUAUACUCAAAAACAAUGAAAAAUGGAGUUAAGUUGGUGCAACACGUUGACAAGACCCAGGUUGGUAAAUUAAUUGUAACAAAAGAAGAAGGUACAGAUAAAAUGAAGAACAUCACUGAAGAAUACAAAUUCCAAGAAGAUACUGAGGAAGAGAGACUGGCUCUGGAGACUGCCUUGAUGUAUGGUGUUAAAAAAAGUAUGACCCAAGAUAUCACACCCUCCAUGGAGGUCGAUAUGGACUUUGUGGUGGAAGACGCAGCCCUUGGCAGUGAUUUCAAUGUCAAUAUUACUUUCCGAAACAAUACCGAAAGCCGUUACACUGCGACAUCUUAUCUUUCUGGCAACAUUGUAUUUUAUACUGGUGUCUCAAAGAAUGAAUUCAAGAACCACAGUUUUAAUGUAACAUUGGAACCAAAGCAAGCUCAAACUGUCGAGGUGCUAAUCAAGUCGAGGGAGUACAUGAGCCAGUUGCUGGAACAAGCCUCCCUGCAUUUCUUCGUCACGGCCCGUGUCAAUGAAACACAAAAGAUCCUGGCCCGGCAGAAAAGCGUAGCGCUGAAAAUCCCCCAGCUUCUCCUUAAGGUUCCUGGAGAGAAAGCAGCUGGUAAGGAAAUGACAGUGAUCGUGGAAUUCUCCAACCCACUGAAUCAGGACCUCAACAAUGUCUGGCUUCGACUGGAUGGACCUGGUCUUCUGAAACCAACCUCGAAACUGUUCAGAGAGGUUCCAAGGAAUUCAACCUUGACCUGGGAAGAAAAAUGCAUUCCAAAGCAGGCUGGUCACCGAAAGCUGAUUGCAAGCUUGAAUUGUGAUGCCUUACGACAUGUCUAUGGGGAGCUGGACAUCAAUAUUCAGAGUGCUGUGUAAAGCUUUUCCUUCCUCCUUCUCUCACCCACCUCCUAGUAUUUCAGAAAUUUCAUUACAAAAAAAAACAUAGGUUAGAAGUAUAACUGCAAGGGUCAUAAUCCAAGAGUUGAAUUAUAAAUCCUGUGCAUAGUAAUUUGCUGUUUUGCUUUCUAGAAACUGCCUCACAAAAAUCAGAAAGCCCAUUCUUUAAAAAGCAGACCACCAUGAAUUGAACCUGCCCCAAUGAAAGAGAGGCUAACAUUACAGGAGUGCAUUCUGACAUGGACUAUGUCAGUAGUUUGGGGAUUUUCAGCCAAGGCAGUAUUUACUGUUAUUUCAUUUAUACCCUUCUUUCCCUCAAAUCAGUAUACUGUACAUACACCCUUUUUUCAUCACGUGUUUGUGAGGAAGGUUAGUCUGAGGGGCAGUGAAUGGGCAAGGAGGUCAAUGAGAUUCUUGUCCUAGUGGAGAUUUAAAUCCAAACCCACUACUCUAGCCAACAGAAGGGAACUGUUUGCCCUGUGGAUCAAAUGCAAACUCUCAAGGCUUCCCAUGUGGCCCACAAACAUCCAAGGGCUCUUGGACACUUCCUGCCUCCCUGUGAAAGACACAUUUAAAGGCUCUUUCAAUCCCUUGGCCUGUUUUUUAAUAUAUUUUUUAAACCAUGGAGUCCAAAUACUUUAUUUAGUUGCAGGAAAUGUGGUACAUUAUGAUCAAAACAUCUGCACUACUUAGGCUUGGAUCCCAGAUACCAUAAAUAAAUACAGAAUUUAGCUGAUUUCAGACCUGUCAGAUCAUGGCAGCUAAUGGGGGACCAGAUUAAAAUGGAUCCCACAGGAAGGGCAGCGCUGAAGUUCAUGCUUGUGCAUCCAGAACCAGAUCACUGAGUUGGUGUCCUCUUCCCAGAUACAGUCCUCUUAUCUGUGAUUGAAGGGAGAAAUUACUCUUUGGUCAUUUCCAGUUUUAAAGAAAGGCGCAGGUGCAUCUGUCCAAGGUCUGAGACUUUGUGAGAAUGAGGAGACUUCAGUGGCUGACAACCCCUCUUUAGCCACCACGUCAUACUAGUGAUUAUGGUACCUGUCACAAUUUCACCCACAAGUUCACCAUUCUUCUCAACCCCAAAUCGUCUCUGCUUAGAAUUAACACUGAAUUGGAUAUGUGCAUAUCCAGUGCUGGAAGGAACCAGAACAACCAAAGUACUUCAAAGCACAAAAAUUGCUCAAGAUUAAAUAAUAUUAAUCCAGUGAAAUAUCAUGUCAUGUUUUUCCUGCUGGAAAUUCACUUGUAAUUAUGACUUGAUAUUUCAUUAUUUUUUCAACCAGGAUAGAAACUGCCAAAUAUCAUUAAAAGGCCAUUUUUAUUAACUAAGUAGCUGUAAUCCCAUAACUUCUUCAGUGUAAAAUAUUGCUUAAUGCGGGAGGGGUGUGUGUGAGCAUUUGGGCAAAUAUUUUUGUUUGUUUGUUUUAAAGCUAUAAUGUGUGAAAAACAAUUUAAACAUGAGCAAAAACACUCAUAAUUUUGCCCAGUGGAAAGCAAGCAAACAAGAACAAAAUGAAAUAAAUGUAGAUUUAUAUCCCUACUCAUAACUUCUUGUCCUUAAACAAUUAUUAGCAUUAUUAAAUAAGUUCAUGCCUGGUAGAAAAUCACUCAGACAUGAUUAAUAAAAGCUGUCAGUGACACACAUCUAAACUAAAUUCUAAAAGAAUUCUAUUACAAUAAUACAAAGGGAUAAAAGAAACACUGUCCUGAAAGACUAACGUCACUACCCUUCCAUUGCUCAAUACAUUUGCCUGCCUUAACAGUGAGAGCAGAAGUUAAAACCUAGCACUGAGGGACUUCAUUCAGCCUUCAUUCGCCAGUCACCAUGGUUAGGAAUUAGGAAGGUGAUCGUCCAAAGAAUCAAGUGGGCUGAAGGUUCUCCAGUCCUUAUAUACAUGCCUACAUACAUACAUGCCUACCUAUAUAUAACUGCAUUGAGUUCAGUGUAGGGUUGCCAAGCAAAAUAAGGUAAAGGGCUUCCAUACCUUUAAUAGUUGUGCAGAAAAGGAGACUACAAGUUCCACUUGUUACACAACCAUUAAAGGUACAAUUGUCUCAUCCCUUAUUUUGCCUGAUAAUGCUAGUUCAGUUGGGCUUCCUCAUAGGUAAACAUGCAUAGGAUUGCCAUUGAAGGUGCAUUGGUCAAGCUUAUUUCUUGAGAUAACCUCUUAACUACAAUGUGCAGUGUUAAUGAACAUAGUUUGCAUGUAAGCUCUGGUUUAUGUUAUUUGUACACAUCAUGUUGCCAGCUUUUCACUUCUGUGUAAAAGAGCCUUCUGUGCCUUAAAAGCUUGUUUGUCUCAUUUAUCAACCAAAACAUUGCAAUAAAAAGAUUGCUUUACUUGGUUGUGUUGCCUGCAUUUCAGAUUGACGUUUAGCUGAGCUACUUUCUUACAAGUUAUAUUAGAGAAAUACAAUAAGGCAAGUUCAGGACUGAUGCCUGCAGUUUCCCCCCACUAGGCUCACACACUGUAGUCAAACCAUACUGGAGUGACAGCAAGGUCACAUAGGUUCAGGUGUGACAAUCAUGUUUAUUUCAGAGGUUGUGGAAAUUUGUAAAGCCUUUUGCUUUGAGAUAUUCACAUUUAUUCUUACAGAUGCUCUUACUACUACAACCAGAAACACCAGCUUCACAUCAAAACAGGGUUAUCUUAAGAACAGUCAGACAUGUAUUGGGCAUUAUAGUUCUUAGGAAGAGAAAUCAAAGAAUUUCAUUCCAUGCCACAGGAGCAGAUUAUGAAUUUAAUCACUAACAUUUUUAAUGUUAGAAAUCCCAGCUUUCUGUUAUCAUGUAAUUUUGAUCAGAGAAGUUUUAUUUGGUAUAGCCAAACUAUUUUAAAAUGUGUUGGUUUUCCCUGGCUCUUAGGAUACAGGUUGGAAAGGGAGAAAGGUGGAACUAUAUGUCAGGCAAGGUUCAUAGGCCUGUGAACAAUCAGGAAGGAAAACAUGAUGAUCAAUGACUCUAUUCUAGGUCCAAUCUGUUUUGGUUCUUUCAUCCAUUUCUAAAGUUCAUAUCAAUGAGGACUUGAAUCUUGUUUCUUGUUAAUUAGGAAUAAUCCUUCCCCCAUUCUUCCCCCAUCCUUGUACUCCUCUUUAAAUGAUUUUAUGUUGACAUCCUUAAUUUUAGCAGUAGGUAUCUGUACCAUCUAACUUAAAAAUAUAUAGAUAAUGAUUGGCUCUUGCACUGGUAAGCUGUGGGAUUUGAAUGUCUCGUCAAUAUAUCUAGUUAUUUCUACAUCUGAGGCUAAACAGAUAUAAAUCUGAAUGGUACUUGAAUAGUAAAUUCCUAAGAAUCCCAUUGGCUAGCCUGAGAAGGGGGAAAAUCAAAUGUAAGCAAUUAAAAUGUGUGUUGAUGACAGGAGUGGCAGAUAAACUAAUAUUAUACCAGCAGUUUUCAUAGUUGACAAGUGACUUGUGGUUUACCUAGCUGUUAGACACAAAUGCAAACAACAAACCUAGCCAUUCCCACAUCAUCACUAAAUAGAAGGAAAAAAUGUACACAUAUUUGCAUAAAAUUUUUAUACAGUAUGCAGCUUUUAUGUGUAUGUGUAAACUUGGGAAUAACCACUAUCAUUUAAAUAGAAAGACAAUGUCUCUCACCAUAGUGGUAAAGAGUGUGACCAGGUAUGUAUGCUUCCUGAUGAAAGUUUUUGGUGCAAUAACCCUACUUCAUUCACCUAAUUUUACAGGAUAUCAGUACAUCAUUGUCUUCAGCAGUUUGUAACUCUCCCAUGUCUUUCCAUUGCUCCACCUAUCUUUUUUUCUUUCCUGUC